UCGCCGCGGCCGGACGUGCAAGUGUGGGCUGGCAUGCGCGCCGGGGUGAAACUUGCAAGCUCCCCCUUUAUCGAGCUUGCAGAUGGCUGUGCCUUUUAGAUUUUGACGUGUCCCUCCGUUCCUCUCCCCGUUCGUUCGUUCGCUCGUACGCUUCACAGUGUAACCAUCUCGGCCGCUCGACUCGUCGCUCGCUUCGCCGACGACGACGACGACCAGCAAGCUUCAGCAUGCCCAGGAAGGUCGGAUUCAACGUCGUCUACGCCACGAGCGAGGAAGACAGGCACUCGUCGUUAGAGCUUAACGUUCACGGGCCGACCGUGAGGGGUUGGCAAAGCGCGAGAAACUGCACGUAUCCUCAGGAACUUAUCCUACGUCUUCAUGGACCCACGAAACUUACAAGGAUACAGGUCCUGGCUCACCAGUAUCUCAUUCCCGAGAAACUGGAGAUCUGGACAUCGAGGGAGGAAAAUGCAUCCGCUUCGACGGACUUCAGUUACCUGGGCUACAUCACGCUGUCCGAUAACGCCUCUACCCUUUACAAGAGCAGAGAGCUGAAAAGCGUGGCUCUUCCGGAGACAGAAGCGGUGUCGCUGAAGCUUAGACUACAUAAGCCGCACAGUAACGCGCACAACAUUUAUUGUCAGGUUGGCCUUAUCGCUAUUAAUAUACUCGGCGAGCCUUACGGCCAGGAAUUGACCGGACAAGGGGACGCCCCGUAUAAUCCGCACUAUACUUCGCCUUACGACGACCUAGCAUUCGAAAUGUACGUCGACCGGGAAGUGGCUAAAAUUAUAAGGCAAAUGGAAGCGAAGAAGCUGCAGGCAGUGGAAGAGGAGAGAUUCGAGUACGCCUCAAAGCUGAAGGUCGCGAUGGAGAAUCUGCGGAAAGCAGGCGAACGCCUGGGCAAAUACGAGCUGGAGAAGAAGUACGCCAUAGCACUGGAGGAUUAUGACAAGGCGAAGGCUAAGAAGGCCCAGGCCCAGCAGUACAGACAGCAGGUCUAUCAGUCGUUGGAGAUAUACAACUUGCUCGAGGUGCACGGGCCCAUGGAGAAGAACAACCUGUCGUCCGUGCAGAACAAAGAGCCGAUGUCAGCCGAGACGUGCACCUCCAACACGGCGGUGGUGGUUCCCGACGACAUCACGUCUCCCCCGAGACUGGUCAUCCCACCUAAUCGCGACGGCGCCUUGUCGCCCACUGGCCCCGCACAUCAACCGCCCGUGUCGCCGUUACACCAGAAGCCCAACAGUCCUGAGGUAACCGACAGCCCUACGAAUGGUGUCCUCGAGAGGCAGAGUAACUGCAACAAGGGAUCCCUCAGGCGGAAAACCAAGUCGGCUGGUCCGGCACUUCGCUCGAGCUACGAGGCUUACGAGGAGAGGACCAUCCCCGCUCUGAGACACUCGCACACGAACGAGUUCACCAGGGAGUGCCACUUGGACAGCACAGAGACGAAAGUUACCUCGAAACUGAACGACCGCGAGAAGAAACAAGCCGCAUUGCCCAUCGCUGUCUUCGGGAUGGACAUGGUGGAGAAGUUCUACUCGAAACAAUUCACGGACAAGGAGGAGGGGCUGAUGCAGUUGAAGGAAGAGCUGAAGACGUUCGACCCGGAAGUAUCGAAACACUCGCCGAAUAAAACAGCCAGGGCGGCGAUCCUGCUGCUGCACCGGGCUCUCAGGGACAAAGUCUUCAGCGUGUACAGCCUGGCGGCGCAGCUCAUCAGGAUCUUCUUCGCAGAAUUCGCGGCGGACAGAGUAUCCUCGACGGAGAUUGCUAGGAGCGUCGAGCGGUUGCUGCCGGAGCUCCUGACGAAGUCCGGCGACACCACACCGAGGAUACACAACAUGGCGGUGCACACGAUUCUCAGCAUGGCCGAUUGCAAGUGCGUCCGCGAGCUGCACAUAAUACCGGUUCACCUGACCAGGCCGGUGAACAGUAGCACGCAUCAGAGGCUGGCGCUGAGCAGGCUGGAGAUGGUGGAGCAGCUGAUUCUGAGCCACGGCAUCUCCACCGAGAAGCAAAGCGGGCUGACCUGUCGGACCUUAUCCGAAUUAGGUUCUUCCGGGCUGCACCAUCCGGCCGAGGCGGUGCGGAAGGUGUCCGAGAGGAUUCUCGUGUUGGUGUAUAAAGUCAAUCCCAGGCUGGUGCGAAAGCAAUUGCCGCCUGACGACGACAUUACCCGACGGAAUCUCUUGUACCGUCAGCUCUUCCACGAGUUCGAUCUGAUCGACUUGCAGAGGAAGAAGGAGGCCGAGUCCGCCCAAAAAGCAACGACAACGCCAACGCGAACUAAAUCAACGGAAAACAACGUAACUAGUUUAACGAAAUCGCCGUCGAGAUCGAGCCCGGUGGUGAGCACCGGGAGUUCAACGAGCAUCACCUCUCCGUCCGAGAACAGCGCUGAUCAUAAGGGGGAUAAAAUGUGCAUAUUUUGCCUGUCGAAGGGUCAAGUGUACUCUGAAGAAGGCUUGAACAUACAUUACUGGAGGACUUGUCCUAUGUUGACAAAGUGCGAAGCGUGCAAACAAGUCGUAGAGAUAUCCUAUCUGAAUCUACAUUUGUUGAACGAGUGCGAUAUGAGGAGUAAUUACGUGAAGUGCGAGACGUGCAAGCAGGCGAUGCACGAGAGCGCAUUCGAGAGCCACAGACAGGACAAGAAGUGCACAAAGCCUAUAGAAGGAUACGAACGCUGUCCCCUUUGUUCAGCUUUAGUCAAUCAAAACAAGUGGAGGGAGCAUCUUAUGGGGGAACAUCCGUGUAUAAAUAAUCCACGGAGCAAAAUUGGAAAGAGCUGCUCGAAGUCGCCGUCUAACUCGCAGAAUCUCAGCGGCAAGUUAACGUCGCCGACGAGCAGGGAUUACUAGCAUCAGGCAUCGACCUCGAAGCCAACGGAGGAAUUCGACAAGUCUUAGGGGAAUUUUGAUUUUGAUUUCUUUUAUGGGUAUAUACGUUAGGUAUAUACGUUAUGAGCUUACUCAGCGUUUUUCAUAUUUGUACCUAUAUUUAAAUAGUUUUUAUAGCAGAACCCGUCCUUUAUUCGUAGAAAUCCACGUUGAACGGAUAUAUAUAUAUAUGUAUACAUAUAUAUAUACGAUAUGUAUACAUAUAUAUAUACGAUAUGUAUACAUAUAUAUAUAUAUAUAUAUAUAUAGUCGUAAGUUAGGAAUCCUAACGUUUGAAAAUUUAGAUAUGAUAUGUUACACGAAGCGAGUUCGCGAAAAUCGUACGAGGAGGUGCGCCUUGGCAGGUAGCCGAAGCCACCAAAAUAUUAGAGGUUGUUAACAGGUUCCACUCAUACAUUCUAUCGUUAUCGUAUCCAGGGCAUUUGCGAGGGUUGCAUCAAUUAUUAGGUAGUAUUAUCGGAUGUUACAACAUCAGUCAUCUCAGAAUUAAUACGAUUCCUCUGCAUCCGGCCACAUUUAUAAUAAAAAUUUGUACUAUACGACUA
Messenger RNA from Dinoponera quadriceps, 3451 nucleotides. RefSeq names its product centrosomal protein of 104 kDa. The record is from RefSeq and is a predicted model, not a curated record. Gene Ontology annotation, cellular component: cilium. The transcript is spliced from 16 exons. Lineage: Eukaryota; Metazoa; Arthropoda; Insecta; Hymenoptera; Formicidae. Gene Ontology annotation, molecular function: protein binding. Bases 228 to 2867 code for a protein of 879 amino acids.